Molecule: messenger RNA, 567 nt
Organism: Aspergillus neoniger CBS 115656
Lineage: Eukaryota; Fungi; Ascomycota; Eurotiomycetes; Eurotiales; Aspergillaceae
Exons: 4
Coding region: 1-567 (188 amino acids)
Source: RefSeq, a predicted model, not a curated record
AUGGAGGCUCCGGUGAUGCAAAUGACCAUGUGCUUUGGCAGGGUGUCAACGCUCUUGUAUCCUACCGGAGGAGGGUGUAGGUUUCGAGCAGGUUAUCGCCGUCUCGCGUGCAUUGAUGAUUCUGACCGCUUCCUCUUCCCUGGGUUUCCUUCUGAACUAGGUGACUAUGGAUCAGGCAAUCACCACCGACUAUGGCUGAAACAUGGAAUCCAAUCAAGCUGGCGUAGUCACACAUAUCCUCAUACUAGUGAAGUAGAAUUUUUUCAGUUCCUCUGCUACCCAAGAUUCAUUCCUUGUUUGUGUUUGGAGGGGGGGAAGAAUCAUACCUACUGGGCAACCAACUUCACAGGGAUGAUGCCAAGCAGCCACUGUGAUUGGGUAAUAUCACUGCCUCGUGGGGCUGUUUCCAAACGGCGACCCACUCUUGACAGGCUUCCAAGCCUUCGAUUGCGGUUUCCUUUCGCUCAGGAUCUCGCACCCGAGAACUCCUUGCUACGAUCACACAGGCUGCUGAUGCAGUGUGAAGUGACCCUUGCUACCCCUUAUGCUUAUGUUUUACUGCACUAG